CCGGGGUUUCCUGGAAUUUGACAGACUUCGGCAUUGCAAAAGUCAUGCCUGGAAUUUGGAAAAGAAGCCCCAGCAGUGAACAGGGGGGAGCUAUCAGGGCGCUUGCAGUUGUACGAACUGUUUGAGCCUUUCAGUGCCCUUGUUGGCUUUGAUUCCCGCUGAUUUGUUUUUCUUAGCUUGCCACUGUCUUUUCUUGCACGUGCGUUUGUCCUGGCCCAACAUAUUUCUGGUCUAAUUGCUCAAAGUUGGGGCGCAAGGUUGGCCAGAUGGGCGGUGUCAAGACCGCCUGCACGGAGCGCUUUCAGUUUCUGGACCCAAGCAGCUUCUCUGGUAGUCGGCAGCAUGUUUCUCAUGACAGAAGACCUGCCGGGCUCAGUACUUUGCAUUCAUGGAGGGGUGAGAUAAGUCUCUUAGCUAGGCUGCGGACGUUGCGGCGCUGUGGUACGCAAAUUCGACCAGCUUUCAGGACCUCAAAACAAAGUCGUUGUCGCCCCCCGGUUGGUUCUCACAUCCAACAGCGAUGGCCAGCAUUGUCAGCGGAUCACAGCCUGGGCCACGCGCCCCUCCCUACUCGCUUCUUUACCAGACAAACAACAGCUGACAGGACACCCGCUGUGCCUGGCCGCAGGCAGAGACAGGCACGGCGAGUACGGUGUCAAGCAGCUCCAAAAAUUGCCAACCUCACAGCGUCCAGGACCAUGGCGGUGCCCCUGCCAGUUCACACCGACAGCGAGGGCCGCCCCCGGAAGCUGAGCGAGUUUCUGAAGCUGCCGGUGGGGCGGGAGUCGAUGCUCAAGGGGCAGUCGUGCAAAAAGAGGGAGCUCAUUGGGGACAAUACCUUCAGGUGCUACCUGCGGAGCAUCGAAGCCUUCAAGUUUUCAGUCGCCCCGGUUAUCGACGUCCGGGUGACAUCCACAGACGACACGUGUACGGUCGAGAUGCUGCAGUGCCGCUUCCUUGGUUCCGAAGCGGUCGAGCGGCAAAGCGAGCGGUUCUCGGCGACCUUUAAGAACCACAUCGACUGGCGGGAAAGCGGGGAAGCCGAAUCAGAGGAAGAAAGUGGAAAGUGUAGAAACGGAGAAGACGAAGAUCUUGCCGGGAAUGGGGCGGCGGAGCCAUUGCUGCGGAAUGACAUACAGCUAGACCUCGCGCUUGAGGUUUUCACGCCGCCCUUUACGAUGCUCCCAAUCGCGGCCGUCGAGCGUCCCGGGAGCGCAUUUUUGCAAGCUCUGUUGGAUCGAGUUGCGCCCGCAUUCGUAAGUUCACUGUUAGCAGAUUACGAGGCCUGGGCAAAAGGGGAGCUGGAGGAGACGGACACCUUGUCUACGGACCAUUUAGAAAGACACGAAGAACAUGAUGCUGUGAAUUCGAGAAAGCAAUAACAUUUGAAAGACGGAAGUUUCGAGGAGAUCUAGGUGUGCCAUUCGUAGUGCAUUGCAACUGAUUGGAUGUGUUGAUUGCAGUGGACAAGUCGUCAUUCGUCUAGUUUGUAGUUGACUGGACAAGCAAUUUCCAUGGGAAGUGCAGAUAUUGCGUGGUUCUGUUUUCGAUAAGGAUCAGCUAUCGACUCGACUGAUCGACAGUAUUGAUUGAUGCAUUAUAAGAACAGCAAGUUUCAUGACAUCAAAAGCAAUAUACGCGCUUGCUGUGGCAUCGUGGCGCGCAAAACAAGG
This is a messenger RNA of Klebsormidium nitens, 1673 nucleotides long. NCBI's taxonomy places the organism in Eukaryota, Viridiplantae, Streptophyta, Klebsormidiophyceae, Klebsormidiales, Klebsormidiaceae. The record is from the annotation of a GenBank genome assembly.